UUUGGAGCUGAGAACGACAACAAACCCAUUUAACUCAAAAACUAAAAAUGGAACCAGAGCCACCACCACCACCAUUCUCCUCUUCCUCAUCCAAAAACGACACCAAAUUGGCCAAAACGACAGACUUAUUCCCAUUAACAGACGAUCUUCUCCACAAAAUUCUCUCCAGACUACCGGCGGUGUCGUUUGCUUCGGCUGCUUGCGUCAGCAAGUCCUGGAAUCACCUCUGUAACCAGGUCCUCUCUCGUCCCAAGCUCGCCUCCGCUCUCUCUCUCGAUCCUUCUCCAGAGAUUGCUGUGAGUGAGGUUGUUGAUAAAGUUCUUGCUGAGCCAAUUCGACCCCAUUUCGUUCUUGCAAGUAUUGGAAGUGGGUUUCGCUUGUAUGACGUUUCCAGACUUAUUUCAAGGAAAUUGGGUUCGAAAACACCAUUGAUUAUAUCAACUUCUCUUGGAGUAAUUGGAAGAGAUGCUGUUACUGAUGAAGUUACAGAGGUUAAGUGGAUUAGUUUGGCUGGAGAUUUAAGUGAUGAUGAUGGCUCAGUAACUGCAGAAGAUGACAACUUUGGUAUAGUUUUAACAGUUGGAUUUGUGCCAGGACUAGUAGUUGAUGUUGUCCCAUUGUUACGGCCAACAAAGGAACCUCGAAAUGCAAUGCUUGAGAAAUUUGUUACAGACAUAAGGGGUUUCUGCUCCUCUGUUUCGGGUGGUCAAUCCCCAGUAGGGAUUAUUGUCUUCGGAAUGGAACAGGAAGGGCUUGUUGACAUGAAACCAAUAGUCAACAUUUUGGAUUAUGCUAUGCCCAAGGAGACUGUUAUUGUGGGUGAUGAGAGAGGUCGCUUUUUGUACAAGAGUGGAAAUGAGUCCCGAAAUUUCUGUGGAAGUGCAAAAUACUUUACUGAUGCAGUAGCUCUUGUAUUUGCCAAGGAUAGAAACAGGGCUUACGGCAAUGGAAACAUUCAAUUCCAUGUCGCAUUAUCCAAUGGAGUGACACCAGUUGGCCCACGAUACAAGGCAGCUUCUGUUAAAAGGAAUUGUUCUGAUCAUUCAACUUGGCUGACGGCGAAAUUAGAAGGGCAACAGGCUGUUCUCGAUGGGCAAAGAAUUUUGAAUGAUAUCAAUGAUGAGUUGGGGGAUCAUGCUGGUUCUUCUGAUCUGUACAUUGGAGUUACGACGAGGAGAAAUUGUUCUAUCCGAUCAGAAAAGCCAAGAUUGCUAACAUCUUUAGCUUUCCAUGGAGUUGUAGAGGGAGAUGAAGAGUAUCUUUAUGUAAGCGGUGAAGGUAUCAGAACAGGAGAUUACUUUCAAUUCUACCGUUCGGAUCCUGAAGCUGCAUUGAGCUCAAUCAUUAGUGUCACUCAAAAGAUACAAAACUUAAAGCUAGAUCAAAACCAGAAGAACAGCUGUUCUCAAAUUUUUGGAGGUUUGAUUUUCUCAUGUUACGGCCGCAGUGAACCCUUCUUUGCAAGCAACGUCGACAGUGUCCCAUUUCUUGAGAAUUUAGCCGAGGUUCCAUUCGGUGGAAUAUUUUGUGGAGGGGAAAUUGGGCGUGGCCCUUCGAGCUUGGUUGACGAAGAUCGGCAAGAAAGUCCUGUCAGCUGCUGUCUGCAUGUCUAUAGCACUGUUUAUCUUGUGAUGACAUGUACUCCUCCUUAGAAUUGCUAGUUACCAUUUUGAAUGAUAAGGGUUGUGUUGUGUUGUGUUGUGUUGUGUUGUGUGAUGUUGGAAAUUAAUUAGCACAUGUCCAUGAAGUUGAUAUUCAUGCUGUAAUGUUUCUUCUAAUUGGAAAUGAAAUAAGUGUUUUUGUUUUGUAAA
This is a messenger RNA of Cannabis sativa, 1811 nucleotides long. RefSeq names its product F-box/LRR-repeat protein At5g63520. Gene Ontology annotation, biological process: positive regulation of proteasomal ubiquitin-dependent protein catabolic process; protein polyubiquitination. Gene Ontology annotation, molecular function: protein binding. The transcript has 10 exons. Lineage: Eukaryota; Viridiplantae; Streptophyta; Magnoliopsida; Rosales; Cannabaceae. The record is from RefSeq and is a predicted model, not a curated record. The coding region runs from base 48 to 1652 and encodes 534 amino acids.